AUGAGUCCGAAGCGCCGGUCAUCAUCCAGGUUGGUGGUGAAGACCACCAAGCAAGUUGUGAAGGAGACGGUUGAAGUCUCGGUGGUGCGGAGUAAGAAGAGGCAGAAGAAAGUGAAUGAUGAUGAACAACAAGAGCCAGUCGAGAGUACUAUUGCCUUCGAAACCAAAAAAGAAAACCAGACAGAGAAAAUAGAAGUCUCGGUUGAGAAAGAUCCUGCCAAGAGAGCUAUUGAAAGCCAAGAAGAAACUCAAAUUGCUGAAGAAGACAAAGAGCCAGAGGAAAUAAGGACUAUUCCUGUAGAGGUCCCCGGCAUGGAAACCCCAGAGAAACUAAGAGGAGCAACUCUGAGCGUUGACAAAGACGAAGAGCCUAAAGAACCAAGCACUGUUCUAGAUGACAAAGAGCCAGUCAGCAAUGAUGUUGUCACGGAAACUCAACUAGACAGUGAUGAAACUCAAAACUUUGAAGAAGACGGAGAGCAGGCCAGGACUAUUUCCAUGGAUAGCCAAGAAGGAAGUGAAACACAGAAUUUUGAAGAGACCCCUAUGACACCUGAAAAGAAAGAAGUAAACCAAUCAUCCAAGGUUGAAAAGGAGAAGAGUGAUGACGUCAAGCAAACCGGAGAUGGAGAGAAGAAAGACAAGAAGAGGAAGAGGAGAUCACCAGGGAAUAAAAGAGAGGGAGGAAAAGGGUAUAAGAGGUAUGUGUAUAAAGUGUUCAAGCAGGUGCACCCUGAACUGGGCAUGUCAGCAAAGGCCAUGGUGGUUCUCAACAAUUAUAUGAAUGACAUGUUCGAGAGGCUAGCUGGUGAGGCAGCAAAGCUCACCAUGUACACGUCUCGAAAGACACUGUCUUCGAGGGAGAUUCAAGGGGCAGUGAAGCUGGUUUUGCCUGGGGAGCUUGGGAAACAUGCCAUGGCAGAAGGGACCAAGGCUGUGAGCAACUACUUGUCCAAGAACGCAGCGAUGUCCCAUAAGUCUUGAUUAGUCUCUAAUAUUUCCUUCCAUUUUAGUUUGUUCGUCUUGUUUUUGUAGGGUAGUUAGUUCUGUUGAGUGAAGUAUAGUCUUAAUUUUAAUUUUUUCUGCUUUCUGACUUGUGGAACA
Fragaria vesca subsp. vesca is the source of this 1104-nucleotide messenger RNA. RefSeq lists its product as uncharacterized. Bases 1 to 984 code for a protein of 327 amino acids. Gene Ontology annotation, molecular function: DNA binding; protein heterodimerization activity; structural constituent of chromatin. Gene Ontology annotation, cellular component: nucleosome. NCBI's taxonomy places the organism in Eukaryota, Viridiplantae, Streptophyta, Magnoliopsida, Rosales, Rosaceae. The transcript has a single exon. The record is from RefSeq and is a predicted model, not a curated record. Gene Ontology annotation, biological process: nucleosome assembly.